AUGGCUUCCGCUGCAAAAAAUAUUAUACCUGCCGCUGAUCUGCAGUCAUUCACUGAAUAUCUUGGAGGUUGCAAGCGCAUCCUCGCUCUUCUUGGUGCGGGGGUAUCCGCCUCUUCAGGCUUGCCCACCUUUCGCGGUGCGGGCGGACUCUGGCGUUCGCACGAUGCGACCGCUCUUGCGACCACUGAGGCUUUUGAAAAUACACCUGGUCUUGUCUGGCAGUUCUACAGCUACCGGCGACACAUGGCUUUACAGGCCGAUCCUAACAGGGCGCACUACGCGCUGGCAGAGCUAUCCCGAAGAAAUGAAGACUUCAUUACGUUAACACAAAACGUUGACGGUCUCUCUCAGCGCGCAAACCAUCCCUCAAAACAGCUCCAUAUGCUGCACGGCACUCUGUUCAACGUGAGAUGCACCAAUUUCUAUUGUGACUAUAGUGAAGAAAACUACACAGAUCCCAUCGUUCCGGCCCUCGACAUCCCCAAAAAGAGCUCGGGCCUUCAUCCCUCCGAGUCCGACAAAACUGGCGAAGAAGCAUCGGAAGCUAUUGUUGAAGCACUCGGAAGCCCGACGAACGAGGUUGAUAUCUCGGACGCCAGUAAUCCCAUCCCUGAACUAGCCGAAAAAGACCUUCCCCAAUGUCCGAAAUGCAAAGAAGGCUUGCUUCGACCGGGAGUUGUCUGGUUCGGAGAAGCCCUCCCCGAGAAGACGAUGAAAGCUGUUGAUAAGUGGAUCGGUGCGGGUCCAAUUGACCUAUGCAUCGUUAUUGGAACCAGCGCGCGGGUAUUCCCGGCUGCGGGCUAUGUUCAUGAAGCUCGUUCGCAAGGUGCCCGAGUUGCAGUCUGCAAUAUGGACCCCAAUGAUACACCCGGCGAGCUUCAUUAUGGCGAUUGGUUCUUCCAGGGAGACGCUGGGGAAGUUGUCCCUGAGAUUCUGAAAAGUAUCAUUGGCGAAGUCUGA
Penicillium paradoxum is the source of this 960-nucleotide messenger RNA. Its product is annotated as SIR2 family NAD-dependent protein deacylase. The transcript is spliced from 2 exons. The record is from RefSeq and is a predicted model, not a curated record. NCBI's taxonomy places the organism in Eukaryota, Fungi, Ascomycota, Eurotiomycetes, Eurotiales, Aspergillaceae. The coding region runs from base 1 to 960 and encodes 319 amino acids. Gene Ontology annotation, molecular function: NAD+ binding; protein-malonyllysine demalonylase activity; protein-succinyllysine desuccinylase activity.